AUGACUCUGAGCACAAAUGAAGCAUUUCAAUCCAUCGUCACGGACAACAAAGACUCUGCCAGUCCAGAGACGUACGGCCCUAUAGACACGUCUGACUUGGCUUCGGUCACUGUCGACAGCAUACAAGUUGCUUUGCUGCAAGGUGGACCUGUGACGCUCAUCUAUGGCAUCCUGAUCAGCAGCAUUGUAUUUGGUUGCAUUGCUCUUACCAUGGCCGAGCUUGCGUCCGUGUACCCCACAGCAGGCGGUCAAUAUCAUUUCGUGUCUGUUCUCGCUCCGGAAAAAGUUCGCAGAGGCAUGUCCUAUGCAUGCGGACUGUUGUCUAUCUUUGCUUGGAUAGCUAUCGGGGCAUCGGUUGGCAUCAUAAUCGCCCAGCAAAUCAUGACACUGGCGAUCGCCGUCUGGGGCCUUCUGUUCAACCUUUUUAUUCUGAAACGAGCUUUGUGGACUCAUGAUAUCGGCUUCACCGUCACGAUAGUGCUGUUCAUCGUGACCUUUAUUUUGACGCUCGUGCGCUCAGUCCCUAAAGCACCUAGCUCCUUCGUGUGGACGACUUUUAUCAACUAUACCGGUUGGCCGGACGCGAUCUGUUUCAUUACAGGUCUCUCAACAUCCUGCUACAUGUAUGCAGGACUCGAUGCCUCCAUGCACAUGGCCGAGGAGUGUACCACUGCAGCCCGAACUGUCCCGAAGGCCAUUAUAAGCCCUGUCAUGAUAGGCACCGUAUUUAUUCCCGUGGAGGUGCAGAUGGAAGGCCUCCAUUCUACCUCACUGGCGUUUGGUCUGACUGUUGCCGGUCUCUUCCUAGGAAUAUUCGUCAUCCAUGCUGUCAUUGAGACCACCUCACGCAUGACGUGGUCUUUCGCUCGAGACAAUGGCUUAUUCGCAUCUGAUUAUCUGUCCCAGAUCCACCCUCGCCUCCAGAUCCCCGUUAGGUCUCUAUUGAGUAGCUGGGUCCUUCUGGCGAUUUGCGGGUGCAUUUACGUGGCUUCCACUACAGCAUUCGAUGCCUUAAUCGGUUCCUCGGUUGUGCUACAGAUGAUGACGUUCAUCAUACCUACUGCCCCGCUACUCUAUCGUAGGCGUAGUGAGGAGUAUCUACCUUCGAAUCGCCCAUUCGCAGUCCCAAAGCCGAUCGGCUAUACCGCCAACAUCAUCGUCUGCUGCUUCGGUGUUGUCACGAUUAUCUUUUUCAACUUUCCUGCCUUCCUGCCCGCAACGGGCUCGAGCAUGAACUACACCUGCGCUAUACUUGGCAUUUUGCUGGUUCUUGGGCUGUUGAACUGGUUUGCACAUGCUCGCAGAUAUUACCAGGGCCCAAUCAUAGAGUAUAGCACGUAG
Rhinocladiella mackenziei CBS 650.93 is the source of this 1341-nucleotide messenger RNA. RefSeq lists its product as uncharacterized. Lineage: Eukaryota; Fungi; Ascomycota; Eurotiomycetes; Chaetothyriales; Herpotrichiellaceae. The coding region runs from base 1 to 1341 and encodes 446 amino acids. Gene Ontology annotation, biological process: transmembrane transport. Gene Ontology annotation, cellular component: membrane. Gene Ontology annotation, molecular function: transmembrane transporter activity. The transcript has 9 exons. The record is from RefSeq and is a predicted model, not a curated record.